UAAGGUAGUAAGGUUGAAAAACAAAACCCUUAAUUUGUAGAGAGUAUACUAGCAGAGUGAAUCAGUGGAAAGCCCUAGACCCACACAAACACUUCGCAAUGGCGCUUGUUAAUCAAACCCCUGGCAUCUCCGGCGAACGACAAUCCGGCCAAGAUGUUCGCACCCAAAACGUUGUAGCAUGCCAAGCCAUUGCAAACAUCGUCAAAACCUCAUUAGGUCCCGUCGGUAUGUCGACAAGAUCCGUGAUUCUCAUCUUCUUCACAUUCAUAUUCCUUUCAUUUUUCACUUUCCUACCAUACUCAAGAUGCUCGAAGUUGAACAUCCUGCUGCUAAGGUUUUGGUUGAGCUUGCUGAACUUCAGGAUAGAGAAGUUGGAGAUGGUACUACUUCCGUCGUCAUUGUAGCUGCAAGGCUUCUUAAAAGAGCAAAUGAUCUUGUUAGGAAUAAGAUUCAUCCAACCUCAAUUAUCAGUGGCUAUAGGCUUGCUAUGCGAGAGGCUUGUAAAUACAUAGAUGAAAAGCUGGCUGUCAAGGUUGAAAAGCUCGGAAAAGAUUCACUAGUUAAUUGUGCCAAGACCAGCAUGUCCUCAAAGCUGAUAUCUGGUGACAGUGACUACUUUGAAAAUUUGGUAAGUUUGUAUUUGUCUUGACUUUAUAUUGAAUAUUGGGUGUUUGAAUCACUUUAAAAGUUUAAAUUGAUGUAAAUGAACCAUAUUUUGCAAAUACUAGUUUGUUCACUUCUAAUACUUUUAUACAUCAUUCUGGCUCAUCUAUGCAAAUAUUAGGUGAAACUUCAUAUUGAAUGAGCUAUCUAUAGCAUAUACUUUUCCUCAUCUCAAUUAUAAUAAUGAUGUAAUUUUCUCAGGCUUUCUACUUUCUGCUUGAGAGGUAGGGAGUUCAAAAAUAUUUCAUUGAUACAUCAUGGUUCUACUCUGUUGUUAUGAGUUGAAUGUGUAAAUGGUGAUUUGUUUCAAUCAGCAACUUUCUGAGUAGUAGAAAAAAUCAUAAGAAAAGAAUAAUUUUAUAGAAUGAUUGAUUUAGAGCCGUAGAGUGGUCUCUCCAAAAGUCUCCCCAAAAUAAUAUUUCUCCUACUCCUUGGGCGUCCUCUAGUGUCCCAACACAAUAUAACGGUGUCACAUGAAACUGUGGAACAAAUGCUUUAUUCUUGACUCUAGAAAUUUCAGAAAUAAAUCCCAAUGAUGUCAAUGCUCCUUGAGCGUUCUCUGGUCUCCUAACAAAGUAUGAUUGGUGUGAUGUGAAAUUGUGGAACAAUUGCUUUAUUCUUGAUUGAUUCUAGAAGUUUUAAAAAUCAAUCCCAACGACGUCAGUGUUAGGAUGAUACAGAAGCAUUUUCAGUUUGAGUGCUUCAUUGACAAUUAGUAGUUCUAAUUCUAGAUUGAAUGUCACCAAGAUAAUGUCAUUGCUUGAUUGAAACAUUUUGGUGGAUAAAGGGUUGUUAGCUUUAUAUUUGAUUCUAGGCAGUCUGUAUUAUAUUCAGUUGUGAAAUUUACAUUUAUUAUAUUCAGUGCUUUAUAAUGGAUGAAGUUUCAAUGUGAUCCUUAAAUGUAGGCAUUAUGGUGAUUGGUGACUGUCAAAUUUGUAAGCAACUUUACGUGACGAUAUUCCACUGAUUAUUAAAUGAAAUCAUGAUAUAAUGGAGUAUUUCAUAACAUGAGGCAUGGAAGUAGAUGAUUUAAAGUAUUUUCCAUUCCCGUAGGUUAUGUCUUUUAUAUGGCACUUUAAGCACUAAACACUUAUUCCAUCUAUAAAAGAUUUGAUACAUGAAUAUAGUUUAUAAUAUGAUUGCAC
Molecule: messenger RNA, 1808 nt
Organism: Vicia villosa (hairy vetch)
Lineage: Eukaryota; Viridiplantae; Streptophyta; Magnoliopsida; Fabales; Fabaceae
Product: T-complex protein 1 subunit alpha-like
Exons: 7
Coding region: 179-649 (156 amino acids)
Biological process (GO): protein folding
Cellular component (GO): chaperonin-containing T-complex
Molecular function (GO): ATP-dependent protein folding chaperone; ATP hydrolysis activity; ATP binding
Source: RefSeq, a predicted model, not a curated record